This is a messenger RNA of Rhipicephalus microplus (southern cattle tick), 1926 nucleotides long. Its product is annotated as protein O-mannosyl-transferase TMTC1. The record is from RefSeq and is a predicted model, not a curated record. Gene Ontology annotation, molecular function: protein binding. NCBI's taxonomy places the organism in Eukaryota, Metazoa, Arthropoda, Arachnida, Ixodida, Ixodidae.
CGUAUCAAAGUUUCGCCUUCCAAAGUACUGUCGGCAGGUUGAGGGAAGGUGUUCGGAGGUGCACAUACGUCUUUGGAAUGUGAACAUGUAGCUUCAGAUGAACUAUUUUCCAGGUGCGAGCCCCGGAAAAUGGUUGUAUAUCUUUCUGGGUGGCUCCGCUAACGUUUGGGUGUUCACAAGAAGAUGCGUUCUGAAGGAUGCAGCAGUAAUAUUCAAAUAGGUUUACGUUCUGUUUAGUUUUUCUUUAGUUUCUUCUGAACUAGUACUCACGAUGCCCUGCGCGCCCUUCUUUCUCAUACGGGAGGUGUUCUCAUCCCCAAACAGAAACAGGACACUCUUGUCUGCUUUCAUUCAUUUGCUGUACCAAUCGAAAGUGACGUCUGUGGAACGGAUUUACCAAGGAUUACCACGAUACUUCACCGGGAGUGUCGCACAAGACGAAGGCCUUGAGUGGAGAUACGCUUCGAUUCACACCGGCGGCAGGGAAUAAGCCGUCCUGUGAGCUACCACGUGCUUCGGAAAGCGCCCAAGUGUCCUGUGACGCUUUCAGUUUGCUUGUGUGCGUGUGUGUGUUCGUGCAGUUCAUCGACUUCGUUAGCGUGAUUAAAGCGUAUUGCUUGGAACGGUUGAGCGACGAAAGCGUGCGUGCUUUGGUUGUAUUGUGCUACGCUGGUUGUGUGAAUCUCAACGAUGGCUGUAGGAGGCUGGUUUAGCGGAGGUGCGCAAUCGUCGCUGCUUCAUGCCUACCUAGAAACAUCUGGGGGUGCGUCUACCGAGACAGCACUUUCGGAUCACACAGGCGGCAAUGGGAAAUACUGCCACCCGGACACAUGGCACAGACUUUGUCGAAGUAAAGCAACGUGCACUGCGGGCACAGUGCGUGCGUUGACUCGGUCAUUCAGUGCCAAGUGUGUUUCUGUAGUAACUAGGACGCACUCUUACUUGAAACAUUCUACGAUAUUACGAGCAGUCAGUGUGAAGGCGACACCAGUUGAGGAUCAGCACAAGCACCGGCGAACAUCAUCUGAUCGGCAACGAUGUCAACACCCCACGAAACAACAACCACAAAAGCGAAGCGACGGUGGAGCCGAUGCCACCAAAGAACCGGUGUAUGUCAACAAUGAUGUGGAACGUAGGACCGCGUGGAUGCCCGCGUUGUGCGCCGGUGUCGUGGCCGUGCUGUGUUACAUGAACUCGCUGGAUGGUGAUUUCGUGCACGAUGACGUUGUGGCCGUGGUCGGUAACCCCGACGUCACCGGCGAAAAUAGACGACACGCAGCAUCUUCGUCGUUGUCGUCGCUUUGGAUGAACGAUUUCUGGGGGCGACCGAUGGCGGAUCCUCGAAGCCACAAGUCGUACCGGCCGCUCACAGUGCUCACUUUCAGAGCCAACUACUACGUCAAUGGGCGGCAGGUGCGUGGCUACCACGUGGUCAAUGUCACCCUGCACUGCGCAUGCUCAGUGUUGGUGGCUGUCGUCGCACGCCGUGUGAUGAGAAUAGCUGUGCUCCAUGCGUGCCUGGCCGCGAUGCUGUUCGCUGGUCAUCCAGUGCACACCGAGGCCGUGUCGAGUAUAGUGGGCCGUGCCGAGGUGCUGUGCUGCCUCUUCUUUUUGCUGUCUCUCCUCUGCUACCACCGCUGCCAACGUUCUCGAGAUGUACAAGGAGGUCAUGAAAGGUCGAAGUGGCUCGCAGCUUGUGGCCUGCUCUCCGUGUGUGCGCUCCUCUCGAAAGAGCAAGGCAUCACAGUACUGCCGCUGUGCAUGGCUCUUAGAGUGUGCACAUUAGUGUGUGAUUCUAUGCACGCGGAACAAGAGACUCGGUGCCAUAAAGCUCAGUACCGGAAGUGGCCAGUCUGCAGAUACUGUAUACGAGACAUUGCCCACCGAUGCAUCACGGAUUGUGAGCUUGUGAAGCUGACGGCACUG